AUGAAGUUCGCUGCCGUCCUCGCCCUCGCCGCUGGCGCCAUGGCCUUCAAGAACGAGACCGUCGUCUACACCACCGAGGUCGUCACCGCCGUCACCACCUACUGCCCCGGCCCCACCACCAUCACCCACGGCGAGAACACCUACACCGUCACCGAGGCCACCACUCUCACCAUCUCCGACUGCCCCUGCACCAUCAAGGUGCCCGUGACCACCAUCUCCUCGGUCGUCUGCAACAACUGCCCCCCCGCCUACCACAACAGCACCUCGGCCGCUCCCCCGGCUGUCUCCACCCCGGGUCGGCACCGUCUCUCUCCCCCCCGUCCCGGUCCCCACCACCACCGCCACCUCCCCGCCCAUUGA
This is a messenger RNA of Chaetomium globosum CBS 148.51, 360 nucleotides long. RefSeq lists its product as uncharacterized. Gene Ontology annotation, biological process: fungal-type cell wall organization. The coding region runs from base 1 to 360 and encodes 119 amino acids. The record is from RefSeq and is a predicted model, not a curated record. Lineage: Eukaryota; Fungi; Ascomycota; Sordariomycetes; Sordariales; Chaetomiaceae. Gene Ontology annotation, molecular function: structural constituent of cell wall. The transcript has 2 exons. Gene Ontology annotation, cellular component: fungal-type cell wall.